AUGGCGGGACCGAUACCUCGUGAAGAGGCACUGAAGAGAGGAGGAGCAGACCUCAGAUUUACGCUGUCACGAAAUGAUGUUGAGGACGAUUUGCAAGCUGCAUUUUUCACCAAUGGUAUCACAACAAUUCAGAAGUUUUCCUCCUUCUUCAGAUCUGAAGAUGACCUGAUACAAGUCAUGAGGGAUUCUUUUGGAACAGAUGCAGCAGAUGGACUGGAAGCCCGGGCACAGCUGGCUUCAGUGAUAUGUGCAUGGCGUGAGACUCAGACGAAACAGAAGCGUCAGGCUGAAGUUGAAGCAGAAAUGGAUACACGUGAGUGGACAAAGCCAAUACCCACUGGAGACUACAUCAAUUUGCGCAAUGCUUUCAUGAGGGUACAUGGUAAGAUCGAGGACAGAGUUACACCCUCGAAAGAAUACAUGGAGAAAAAACUUCAGGAACUUGAGAACGGUGAGUUCCGUGCUGAGCUGCUGUCAGAGGUAGUUUCAAAGGAUGAGGUUGACCCGGACGUCAUGGUGCCGGUCUUCGACUCGAAAGGGUCCUUGUCAGUGAAAAGGGGCUCAACAACGGUGGCGCUUCCAACUGGCCCCGAACAGCUCAGACGCAGACUUUCUGUGAUGUUGCAUUGCAUUUUGAUGUUGGCACUGAAGCACACGAACCGUGAAGAGAUACAGGACAUGAACAGAGACAUCAUGGAACGCUACAAGGACUACAUCCUUGGCGAUUACGUCUGGGGCUUAUCUUCGACUGACCUGCAGGGAAACCAGAUCCAGACGCCUCCAUGGAGUCUUAUCCUCAGUUACGAACAUGCUGUGAGGAAACGUGCAUACAGUUUGAUGGUCAGUGAUCAUUUGAAAUUGGGGGCAGCACUUGAACAAGCUUGGAAGUGCCCAACAACCAAAGAGCGUCACUUCAUUACACCACUUGCACUAUACAGCAAGCGUUCGAAUCCAAGGGAAGUGCAGUUACCAGAAGUGCAAGUUCUCGCAUUUGUGCAACAGGUGCUUCAAGAAGGGGCACAGCGCAUUGAACUGCAAGGAGGACAAGGCGCCUUUGGACACCACUGGAUCAGUCUGACCAACGGCAGGCCCAGAAAGAAUUCAGUUUCAUCUUGGUUGCGCAAACUGUCAAAACAACUUGGCGUGACCGUGGAAGUUGAGAUGGUGGACAUACAGGUCAAACCACACCUUGAUAUCACCAAAGAGGAGGUUCAGCAGCAAUUGUUAAACAAGAUAGCUGCUGGGAGAUAUUUUGCACUGCUCAUAAGCCCGCCUUGCAGCACCUUCAGCAGGGCGACCUGGGCAAACCGCAAAGGCCCGAGACCAGUUCGGUCUUAUGUGAGGCUCAGAGGAUUUGUGCGGCUAUCUUGGCCGGAACGCAAACGGGCGAACUGGGGUAAUAUUUUGACAGAUUUUUCUUACAAGGCCUUUGAGAAACAGAUGGUUCAUGUGGAGGCUAUGGCACUUUUCGAAAACCCGGAAGACUUGGGUGCCAUUCAAGCAGGUGAGAACCGGGGCAUUCGACCCGGCAGCAUGUGGCAAUUUGAGAAGUUUUUGGAACUUUUACGUUGGGACAAGGUGGAUACGGCAGCGUUUUAUCAGGAAGACUUUGGUACAGAGUAUUUAAAGCCCACGAGGCUUUUACUGGGGGGCUUCAGACGGCUGCCGAAGCAUUUUGCUUUGGGUCCACCUUGCUUUGACGACCAGGGUUUUUAUGCAGGACCACUGGAAAGGCGCUCUGCAAAGCGUCAACUGGUGGGGAGAAGUGGCAACGGGUUUGCAACAACAGGGUCUGAGCAAUGGCCUUCGGAUAUGUGCAAAUGGAUAGCAACAGAAAUUUUGGAACAAUUUUGUGCAAUAUACAAACAAGGGCCUGCAGUCCUCGCUGACGAUGGAGCUCAGGGUACAAACUCGGGAGUGCAGGACAAAUAUGAGAUUUUACGACCAGACGGCAGAAAGCUGGUUGGGGGACUUGGAGACCCCCGCAAGUGCCAACCACCUGGCAAGGACAGGCUCUUCCAUGAUGGGGCUGGCCUCCUUUCUAUGGGGAGAUGGGACGUGGAGAAUAGGAUUUGGAGCAUGGGAGAGUUUUGGAAGCAACUGAGAGCGGGUACAGUGGCUUUGAUAGAAAAGCACCUGGGUGAUGCAAGAGCACUUGACAGAGCAUGUUUUGAGAUGGCGGUGAAGGGCGAGAAGGGCUGCAGCAUAGUGCGUGACGAGACAUUGAAAGGUGAGAUCAGAAAGUUUUGGAUCUCACUACUUGAAGGACAUGGCUCAACUCAAACUGACUUGGACCAUGUGGCCGCUGGGCAACCAUUUUACCUUCGUCUGAUGAAGGAGCUCUUGAAGUUUGGAGAGGACGCAGACUGUAAUUUUUUACUGCAAGGAGAGACAGGUUUCCCAGUGGGAGUGCUGAACCCACUGCCACGCACACCACAUGCCUAUGAAGAGCAAACUUCAUGGCGCUUGGAGGACGAACCCUUUAUGCAGGAAGAGAUAUGGCGCUCCAACUAUCAGUCUGUUGAGGAGCACGUGCAAUUUGUCAGGGACCAUUUUGACGAGGAGUGCUCGGAGGGGCUCAUGGAAAAGCUCACCAUAGCAGAGGCCAAAGAGCGUUAUGGUGACAGAAUUGCCAUCUCUUCAUUGGCAGUACGUGUUGAGGAGAAUCAUAAUGGGAAAAAGAGGGUGAUCCACGACGCCACUCACGGCACCAAGGUGAAUAACAGGAUCAGAUGCCGGGAUAAGACCAGAAGUCCGAGCGCGAGAGAAAAGCAAUACCUUCUGGCUUAUUUCCAGAAAAACCGGUGCUCAGUUUUCAGCUUGGUGGGCGACAUCAGCAAGGCUCACAGACGUUUCUUGCAUGCGCCAGAGGAGAGAGGCUUGUUGGCGUGCCGCAUACUUGAAUCGGACCAGUUUAUUUACAUCAACAGAGUGGGAACGUUUGGCUUGGCUUGUGCGUCUUACUGGUGGGGACGUAUUGCAGGAGCUGGUAUCAGGCUGACACAUGAACUUCUGGGACCCACCAUGCCGGUGGAGCUUCUUCUAUUUGCCGACGACUUGGAGGCACUAGGAGCCAGCGCUGGAGGACGGAGGGGGAUCACUUUAGCUUUCCUUUACAUGUCAGUGCUGGGUUUUCCAUUCAAGUGGGCAAAACAGAGAGGAGGUCUUCGAGUAGAAUGGAUAGGCCUCUACACGGAUUACGCAGCCUACAAGUUAGGACUAUCGCCAAAACGUGCGCAGUGGAUGCACGACUGGGUACUGGGCCUGGCCACUUCUGGAGUGACAACGGCAAGGAACUUUGAGCAGGGCCUGGGACGUUUGGGUUUCGCAUCACUGGCGCUGACGUGGGAGAGGCCCUUUUUGGGCCCACUUUACAACUGGAGCGCUGCAGUGCGCAACAAAACGGGUUCCUUGCGGAUACCGGCCAUGUUGAGGACGAUACUCAAGUUUUUGGCGAAGCGUUUUGCUACGGGAGGUGAUUUACAGAGUCCUCCACCGCUUGAGAGACCCCUGAGAAAUGAUCUGGUUUUUUGCACGGAUGCAAAGGCCACAGAAUCCGGCGCAUGGAUCGGGGGAUUCAAACAAGGUCCAGAUGGAAAAAUAACAGCCUGGUUUUCAGAGGAGAUUUCAUCCAGCUGGGCGCCUUGGCUUCACUUGAAAAGAGAUCCCAAAAGGAUCAUUGCAGCUCUCGAGCUCCUGGCAAGUUUGGUGGCAGUAAAAUUAUGGAUGCCUCAUACAAGUGAGGCCUCGGACGCAACCUGCUGGAUACGGGGCAAUACGGACAACCAGUCCAACACCUAUGCCAUAUCUAGAUGGAUGAGCACGAAAUUUCCUUUGACGGUUUUCAUCAUGGAGCUUUCGGAAUCCUUGAGGUUGUCACGGUGCAAUUUGACGCUGGAUUGGAUUCCACGUGAAUCGAACCAACUUGCGGACGAUCUCACCAACGAAAAGUUUGACCACUUCGAGCAGGAGAACAGGGUCAGGAUGAUGUCUUUUGCAGGUGUUUCUUCUGCCGAGAUCAUUUUGGACUCAGGUGCAGAUACCAGCGCACUGCCGUUGACUUACGCUGAUGUUGGUGAAUCAUGUCAACAUGAGACAGCUGGACAAGACUUCAUAGAUGCACAAGGUGGAAAACUUGACAUACGUGACACAAGACUUGCAACUGUUGACCUUGGCAAUGGAGUGAUUUUGCGUGAACGUUUCAUUAUUGCAAACAUCAGUUGUCCUUUGCUUGCACUUGGUCACAUAGUUCGAGCAGGCUGGGAGAUUCAGCAUUUCAGUGAUGGAGUUUUUCUUGUGAAGAAUGGCAAGUUUGUCAACGUGAGCUUCAAGCGCAACUCACUUUGUGUGAAAGGUUCCAUUCGAAUGAUUUCUGAGGAUGACUGUUUGAGUCCAACUUCAACAGCUCCAGGACCAAAGGCCUUGAGAGCAAUCCAUUUGCAGCCAGUGUUGAGACGUUUACUCCCUGGAUGGAACAAAGUGAAUCCACAGGUCUAUGCAUUGACCACUCGACGUGCAAGGUUUGUGGAUACUACACUUUGCCCUGGAGGUGAGAUGAUGUGGUACAGAACAACGCUGGUGUUUCGAGAUGCUCAAGGUUGGGAGUUACUUGAAUUUGGAGAACCCAUCUCAGAAAUGGAAGACUUGGAAGGUGAAAUUUACGACCCAGAAUCUGUUGUAGAAGUUCUCACACUUGCGCGUGCUCACAACGUUGCUUCAGAACAGCUUGGUUUUGCCUUGGUAGAUGGAGAACAGGCACCCCAUUUUGACGCAGAUGUCUUGGUUGGAGAAGCUGGUGAUGGUGACACAGGUGAACAGGAACAUGCCCCACAACCUGUGCAAGAGGUCCCAGCUGAAUUGCCUGAUGCAGAGCCGUUGGAUGAGGAGCGCGUUGUGCCAUUUGCAGAUGAGAGUACAGUGACAGUUGAUGGAGUAGUGCUCAGUUGUGACAACACUUUGAAAGCUCUUCGAGCUGGAUGUGAAGUUUUGGGUUUGUCAAAGCGUGGGUCCAAAAGUGCAGAUGAGCUUCAGCGUUUGGACAGCAUUGCAGAUCAAGUGGAGGUCGAAAGGCUAUCUGGUCUCCAAGUCUUGCAGGAGGACAAUUUGCCUCACGAUGCCAAGAGCUUGAGCACACGCUUUGUGCGCACCUGGAGAGAGAAGAAGGACAAGGAAGGCAAUGCUAUCUGGUUACGUCGUAGUCGUUUGGUUGCAAGGGAGUACACAUGGUUGCAGCCUGACAGAGAAGCACUUUUCUCACCGGCUACUUCGAACAUUGCCAGCCGCAUUUUGCCCAUUUGCUUUUUGGCCCUGCGAGAGCAUCAAGACACGAUGAUGUUGGCCAUUGACGUCAAAGACGCUUUCUUGACAGUGAAGCAGGAACAGCCAACACGUGUACGUUGCACAGAUGCCUCAGGGAAAAGCGUUUCAUACAGCUUAGGUCGAGUUCUCCCGGGUCAGCGUGAUGGCAGCCUUCUGUGGCAUCGAGAUUUGGUCAAGUUUGUUGGUGAAAGCACCCUUGGGAUGGAGGAAUUUGAAGCUUAUCCAUCCAUCCUACGUUCCAAACUUGGUGAUUGCUUGCUGAUGAUUCACGUGGAUGACCUCUUGGUGGCAACCAUUGUGACAAGUUGGAUUACUUUGUUGACUUUGUACAUGGUAUUCCUGUGGAUGCACAGUGAUCAGCCUGUGCGCAACGAAGUUUUGGCCAGCGACGAUGAUUUGACUUCUGUGGAAAUGUCCUGCAGCGAGACGGCUCGUAGCUUAAUGAAUGCUUACUUGUUAGAACCCUUUUGA
Molecule: messenger RNA, 5790 nt
Organism: Cladocopium goreaui
Lineage: Eukaryota; Dinophyceae; Suessiales; Symbiodiniaceae
Source: the annotation of a GenBank genome assembly